AUGAAUGGUAGAACCAAGGCUGAUGUGAUCAUUGAUGAACCAUACUGUAAAUAUGGAGAUGAACCAUACACCCUGCAGUAUGGUGGAUGUGGAGAGAAGGGAUGGUACAUUCACUUCACACCAAACUUUCUACUGAACAGCAGUCUGGUUUCAGUUUAUGGACCGAAAGGUCAAGUAUUUGUUCAUGAAUGGGCUCAUCUUCAGUGGGGAGUUUUCGAUGAAUAUAAUGAACGGGUGCCUUUCUAUUUAUUGAAUAGAAAAAGUGAAGCCACGAGAUGUCCAAAAGAGAUUAGAGGACAGCUUGCUGAUUGCACAGGCAGAUCCUGUCCAGUGUGUGACACAGAUGCCAAGUCAGGACUGCCAAAAGGGGAUUGUGAAUUUUAUCCCGACAGCAAACAGACUGCAUCCUCGUCUGUUAUGUUCAUACAGGCACUGUCACAUGUGACUGAAUUCUGUGACGAUAAGACUCACAAUCCUGACACACCGAACAUGCAAAACAAAAUGUGCAACUUCAGGAGCACUUGGGACAUAAUCAGAGAGUCGGAGGAUUUCAGAAACAAUCCCUCACCCUACAGUGGUUCAGUGAUACCGACCUUUACACUGCUACAGGCCAAACACCGUGUGCUGUGCUUAGUCCUUGAUGUUUCUGGGAGCAUGGACAUGGAGAAUUGUAUUAACAGACUCCGACAAGCAGCCGAGAUAUUCUUACUUCAGAUCAUUGAAGAAAUCACUUUUAACAAUACUGCAACUAUUCAAUCACAUUUGAAAGUGAUUGAUAAUGAAGGUGUGAGGAAUCAACUUGUCCAAUUGCUACCUACAACAGCUAAUGGAGGGAAAAAUAUCUGCGCAGGAGUCCAGACUGGUUUUCAGGUACUUGGUGGUGAUGACGGUGCUACAAAUGGUGAUGAAAUCGUUUUGCUGACUGAUGGGGAGGACAGCGGGAUAAGCAGUUGUUUCUCGGAGGUGGAACAAAGUGGUGCAGUUAUCCACACGAUAGCAUUAGGACCGAAUGCAGCCACAGAGCUGGAACAGAUGUCAACACUGACAGGGGGUCGACAGUUUGCAGCCACUGAUAAAGUGGAUGCAACUGGAUUAAGCGAUGCCUUCUCUUCAAUAGUAUCAGGAAAUGGUGACAUUAGUGAACAGUCAAUUCAGCUUGAAAGUUUUGGAACAAAGGUUGAAGAUGAUACUUGGUUAAAUGGAACAGUUGUCAUCGAUAAGACCAUUGGGAACGACACAUUUUUUGUUAUUUCAUGGCGGAAGCAGACACCAGAAAUGUUUGUAUAUGACCCCAGUGGAAAUGUGUACAACAACAGUGACUUUAAGAUUGAUAGUACAACACGUACGGCCCGUCUGAACAUUCCUGGCACUGCACUGACAGGUACUUGGAAUUAUGCCAUCCUGAAUCCUGGCAUUGAACAGGUUGUAAGUAUUGUAAUGACAUCCCGAGCAGCAGAUGAAAAAGUUCCCUCGGUCACGGUCGAUGUGCACAUCAGUGAAAAGGAUUUGGUUGGUGUUAGGCCAAUUUACGCAGAAGUCAGUCAGAGAUUCUCACCCGUCCUGUUUGCAAACGUGACGGUUAUUAUCGAACUACCAACUGGCCCAACAAUUGAACAGGAACUUUCUGAAGAUGGCCUGGGUGCUGACAUUGUCAAAAAUGAUGGUAUUUACACAAAGUAUUUCCACAAGUAUUCUGGAUAUGGAGGAUACAGCUUUAAAGUACGUGUGCAGGGAAAGGAAGGGAAGGCAAAGGCAGCGAUCCGAACAGGAGGACAUUCCUUUUACAUACCGGGAUACACAGAAAAUGGUAAACAAUAUUUGGCAACAGCACAUCCCCGCUAUGAGAUGAGAAUGAGUGACCACCUCCUCCAGCUACGGGACAACUUCACAGCAGCUGCCCUGGUUAACCUCACCAACUUGAAUCCACGUCCAUUUGGCUCAAGGGAAACAUUCACAUUUGUUCCCAAAAACACGGAACUGCAAAACGGGACAACGCUCUACUUCGCACUCUGCGCCUACGAUAAACAGGAACAGUCAUCUGAAAUGUCUAAUGUGGCCAAGGUUUAUGUCUUUGUACCUGCACCUCUGGUUGAGCACCCAAAAGGCAGUAGUGUAUGGAAGGUGAUUUGGAUUGCGAUUGUUGUUGCAAUUCUGGUGUGUUUGAUCAUUGGGAUUGUCAAUUACCUGGUUCAGAAAAAAUGCAUAAGUAGAACUUUUGCACUAGUUUAACAUCCUUGCUGGAGGAAUGAGUAGGUAGCAUGCAAUUAAUUGGUCUAAUUAUUCAAACACUCAAUCAGAUUACA
This is a messenger RNA of Chiloscyllium plagiosum (whitespotted bambooshark), 2303 nucleotides long. The record is from RefSeq and is a predicted model, not a curated record. NCBI's taxonomy places the organism in Eukaryota, Metazoa, Chordata, Chondrichthyes, Orectolobiformes, Hemiscylliidae.